This is a messenger RNA of Pyrus x bretschneideri (Chinese white pear), 5187 nucleotides long. RefSeq names its product ENHANCER OF AG-4 protein 2-like. NCBI's taxonomy places the organism in Eukaryota, Viridiplantae, Streptophyta, Magnoliopsida, Rosales, Rosaceae. The record is from RefSeq and is a predicted model, not a curated record. Gene Ontology annotation, biological process: regulation of transcription by RNA polymerase II. Gene Ontology annotation, molecular function: transcription coregulator activity; double-stranded DNA binding. Gene Ontology annotation, cellular component: nucleus.
CCACCACCCCCCAAAGGAAGCUGAAAGCCCAAGCCCUCCUCCUUCUCGCAAAAUUUACAAUCUCUCACCCUUCGACCGCCUCAAUUUCUCUCUACAAUCUCUGUAUCUCUCACACUCCAACACUCUCUCUCCUUGGCUCGCUGGAAUUGUGAAUGCAGAGCCCUGCCGUCCGAUGACCUAGUUCUCCGGCGUCGGAGCAUCCACUGGCCGUCAACAACGGGCGACCAUUCCAAUUCCGACCUCUGGGACUUUUAUAGGGUUUUCGUAGCUGCUUUUGCGAUUCGAUUACGACGAUUCAAUUAGGGUUUUUCCUUUUGCUUCUAAGAUUGCGGCGUCCACGCCAUGGCUCCGGGGCGUAGACGCGGAGCGAGCAAGGCCAAGGAUAAGAGCAAGUUGAGUCUCGGCGAUCUUGUCCUUGCUAAGGUCAAGGGCUUCCCCUAUUGGCCCGCCAAGAUUAGCAGGCCUGAAGAUUGGAAGAAGGUCCCUGAUCCAAAGAAAUAUUUUGUCCAAUUUUUUGGAACGGAAGAGAUAUCACAGAAAGGUGAAAUUGACAAUUUUUUUGCAACGGAAGAGAUAGCUUUUGUUGCCCCUGCAGAUAUUCAGGCAUUCACUAGUGAGGCAAAAAACAAAUUAUUAGGUCGUUGUCAUGCUAAAACAAAGUAUUUUUCCCAAGCUGUGAAGGACAUAUGUCAGGCAUUUGACGAGUUACACAAAAAGAGGUCAAAUGAUUUGAGGGAUGAUACUGAUAGAUCAGACACCGGAUGUGAGGCUCCAUCUGGUGAUGGCAUAGAAGAUAAUGGGAUUGAUGUUGACUUAAAGGAUGGGGAGGGUGUACGGGAUUCCAAUGGACAAACAGACAAGGAAGAAGGCAUAGGUGAUAUUGGCCCUAAGCUGGAAUGCUGUUCACAGGCACGAGGUGAAAAUGAUGAUGACGAUGUAAACCCAUCUACCUCAUGUGGAGCAAAUGAGAGUUCUCAAGUUUUUUCUCCUGAGAGAAAAAAUAAAAUGGCUGCAGUUCCACCGCCUAAAAAAGAGGCAUUAAAGAAAUCUAAUCCAGAGAAUUCUUCUCAUCCCAAGGAAGAAGUUUCUGGUAGUAAGCGUGAAGAAGAUGAUCGCACAAAGAAACGCAGUGAUGGUCGGAGGUCUGUAGCAAAUGGCCACAAGAUGACGAAGAUGGUUACUGGAUCAAGGAGGAAGCAUGGUGGCACAGUUGAGGAACAAAAAAAUCGUUAUGCUGUUACAUCGUUGAAGGAUGAUAACUCAAUUGGUCGUGUUGAUCACCAACAAUCUGGUGAUCGAUUAAAAGAUGGAACAAAAGGCAAACUUGGCUCUGGUGGCAGGAAGAGGGAGUUCUCCCCAGAUGCUCUAAAAUCAGAUACUAGUGGUAAGGUUGGGAAAAAGACAAAAGACCUGGUUAAAGCCAACAAGCAAGUCAAGUUGCCAGAUAAUGUGAUAGAUGAUUCUGAGGAGCAGGCCAAAGACAAACAUUCAGGAAGGACAAAGGGGGUUCAACCAGGGCUUGGAAAGCCUAAUUUGGGAACAAAUGAUCCUUCACGUUGUUCCAAAAAGUCAAAACAUGUAGAUGCUGGGGAUAGUGCUUCAAAGGGUUCGGUCUCUAAAGCUACGAAGAGUCUAUCUCCUAGUUCUGAUGUUGAUGACAAGACAUUAAAAAUAAUGGAUUCAAAUUUGUCAACUUCACAUGUGAAAAGAGAGAACCAUCUAGUUUCCAUGUCCAAAAAUGUUGGUGGUGGACCCAACGGUCCUGGUGAUGAAGCCGCGCUACCCCUAACAAAGAGUCGCUGUCGAGCAUUGGAGGCUAUGCCUGAUUCUGAUACUUUGGUUAGUGACGAUAAGAAGGAAGAGGAUCCCGCUCUGAAGAAUGAUAUAUCAUGCUCUACUGACGUUAGAGUUCCUACACAGAGGAAGCGGAGAGCUGUGUGCCUCUAUGAUGAGGAGGAGGAGGAGGAAAAACCCAAAACACCAGUUCAUGGAGGAUCUUCCCGAAAUUUUAAAGCGUCUUCAUAUUCUGCAGACGCUGUAAAGAGCAAUAAUGAAAACCAUGAGAGGUCAAAUACUGCUCAACAGAGUACCAAAUGUCCUACUGAAUUUCAGAUGAGCUGCACAAAGGAAUCAUCUUCCCAGUUAUAUGAUGGUUUUCCAUCACCUAGAAAACCUCGCGAUGAGGAGAGGCCGGAAAAGAAACCUCAAAUUGAGAAAAAGAGUCUUGAAAAGGUGGUGCAUGUGUAUCACAGUCCAAAAAAAUCAGAACCUGGGCAUUUGCUGUCCAAGGAGGAAAAACCAACCUUGAUUUCUCCUAAGAAGUCUCCCCAGUUGGUUUCAACCACUAAACCAGUUGUGGAACAGCAGAAACCCACAAAAUCUCUGGUUAAAAUCUCUAGUACUGGUACUCAAAAGAAGGCUCAGGCUGUGUCUAGCAAGGGUUCAGGUUUAUUGUCUAACAGUUCGGUUUCUUCUCAUAACCAGGCAAGAAACAAGUCUGCACCUUCUGGAGAAAAGUCUAAACCUACUCCACGAUCAUUCCCUCAGAUCAGCGACUCUGCUAUUUUAACAGAAAAUGAAGCCGAGUACAUUUCAUUAUCUGGUGAAAGAAUGGAAGUUGGCAGAGACGAUAAAAUUGGCAUAUCCAUGGAUUCUAGAACUCCGGAAUCAUCUCAGUCUAUGAGGCAUCUUAUUGCAGUUGCACAAGCCAAAAGGAAACAAGCUCAGUCACAAAAUUUUUUCCUUGGAUUUUCCAGUUCCACUCUUGUGUCUAACUCAGAUAUGCAAGGGAGGAGCCCCAGCCCUUCUGCAGUUCAGGGUUUUUUGUCCAUUUCUAGCACUGCAUUGCAGGCAGAUAUCUCGGGGUCCAAUCAACUCACAAAUGUAGCUUCCCCGGUUACUCAUGGUCGACAAUAUGUAUCACAAAUUCAACUUGAUUUGGAGGAAAUCUCAGAAAGAAGAGUUAGCUCUGGGCAUCGAACUGCUGGAGGAUCACUUAGUGGUGGUACCGAGGCAGCUGUUGCUCGUGAUGCUUUUGAGGGAAUGAUAGAGACUUUGUCUAGGACUAAAGAAAGUAUUAGUCGUGCAACUCGUCUUGCCAUUGAUUGUGCCAAGUAUGGUAUUGCCAAUGAGGUUGUGGAACUACUAAUCCGGAAGUUGGAGAGUGAGCCUAGUUUCCAUCGUAAGGUCGAUCUUUUCUUUCUUGUGGAUUCCAUCACACAAAUCUCGCAUAAUCAAAAAGGCAUUGCGGGAGCUUCAUAUGUUCCAACGGUUCAAGCAGCAUUGCCACGUCUUCUCGGUGCUGCCGCUCCACCUGGUUCUGGUGCUCGUGAUAAUCGUCGUCAAUGUCUUAAGGUUUUACGGCUGUGGAUUGAGAGAAAAAUCUUUCCUGAGUCUGUUCUUCGUCGUUACAUGGAUGACAUUGGAGUUUCAAACGAUGAUUCAAUUGCUGGUUUCUCCUUUAGACGUCCAUCUCGAGCUGAGCGUGCUAUAGAUGACCCAAUCAGAGAAAUGGAAGGAAUGUUUGUGGAUGAGUAUGGCAGUAACGCUACAUUUCAGCUGCCUGGAUUUUUGUCCUCUCAUGCAUUUGAAGAUGAUGAAGAAGAAGAAGAACUUCCUAGCUGUUCAUAUAAGGAGGCUAGCCAUUCCUCACCAAUGGAAACUAUUUAUGCUUCUGGGGAGUCAGAAACAUGUGCGGUGACUCCUAAUGAUAGGCCAGAAACAUGUGCGGUGACGCCUAAUGAUAGGCGACACUGUAUCUUGGAGGAUGUAGAUGGUGAACUUGAAAUGGAGGAUGUGUCUGGACACCCAAAGGAUGAAAGACCCUUGUUCAGUAAUGGUUCUUUUGAAUUGGAUCCACAACAGCAGGGAUCAGAUAGGGUCAUGGAACCGGCUUCAAUUGCUUGCACUGAUUUGCCCCCUGUUCCAGAGGGUUCUCCACCAUUGCCUCUUGAUUCUCCUCCUGCAACCCCACCUUUGCCUCCCUCACCCCCACCCCCACCACCUCCACUUCUGUUAUCUCCUUCCCCACCACCACCGCCACCGCCUCUACCAUUACAGCCACCUCCUCCCCUACCGUCUUCUGGUCAUCAACCAUUAUUGAUUCCUCAGUCAUCUGUGCCAACUCAGGCUUCUUUGCUAUCCCAACAGAUGCUGCCUCUGCAAUCAUCAAUGCAUCCUUCACCGCUGGUGGCAUAUCAACCUCCUAUGCCUCAUGAAUACUGCAGCACGAGUGGUAACCAGCAUGUCCAAAUUGCUGGAAAUGCUCCUCAUGUUGGCCCUAUUGAUGCGACUGCCAAGAGCGAGAUGUUUCCGCAGCAGCAAGCUUGCUUUGUUCCUGCAGGAGUAUGUGGUCCUCGAGAACCUUCUGGAUUUAAUUCAACUAGGCCGCUAGAACAUGGACAUAAUGACAUGUUUCAAAGUGCACAAGUCUCUCAAGCAAGCCAACAAUUUCAACAAGUUAUUACACCUUUUCCUCAAAGGCCUUUACCUCCUGCCCCACCACAAAAUCCCUCAAGUCAUUUCUCCUAUACUAAGCAACAUCCUCAUCAACAUCCUCAACAACCAUACCACGGUCCAUACUCUUUGCCUCCCCCACCUGAUAAUCAAAGACGAUUCGUUGCCGAUGAACAACGAGGCGUUUGGAUGAAUGGAGGAAGACCCCCACAUCCGGGACCACCAUUUGGCCAUGAAGGUUAUUUUCGGCCACCGCCUGAUAGGCCGCAACCUAAUAAUAUGGCUUUUCAGCGUUCUGCCCCCAAUAAUGUUCCAACUGGAGCUCCAAUAUCAGGUCAUAGUGCUGCCCAGAUCUUGCCAUGUAGACCAGACAUAACUGCUGUUAAUUGUUGGAGACCAGCUUAGUAGUGAAACUUAUCCCUACAUAACUAUUCUUGUUUCGGCGAAGAUUAAAACAGAAGUAGCAACCACGUUUUUGGGGCUGUUUCUAUCUGGUCUCUCACAGAGGAAAAGGAAUCCGACUCCGUAGCAUAUGCACUGCUGUAAAACAUUCAGGUAAAUAUUUGACAUGGAUUUUUGGACCAAGAAAAGGCUCAUCAUAAUUAUUUGUUAGUUGAGUACAGUUUUGAUGCAACAGUAUCUGUUGCAAUGUAAAGAAAGGUAGUUCGUACAGAUGCCUAUUAACUGUUAAAAAGUUUUAUUCCUCAGUUUUUAUACAUUGCUUUGUACCCA